Molecule: messenger RNA, 912 nt
Organism: Panicum virgatum (switchgrass)
Lineage: Eukaryota; Viridiplantae; Streptophyta; Magnoliopsida; Poales; Poaceae
Exons: 1
Coding region: 140-622 (160 amino acids)
Molecular function (GO): calcium ion binding
Source: RefSeq, a predicted model, not a curated record
CAAGAUAAACAUCCCGGCCAAACCGCGGAUCAAAGCGACCAAACAACCGCAGCGAGCGAAACCAAACUGCUCUCGUCUCGGCUCUCCACUCUCCCUCCCCCAGCAGCCCGCAAGCUAAGCAAGGCAAUAAGAGGCGGCCAUGAGCGUGGUGGUCCUGGACGGCUCGACGGUGCGCGCCUUCGUGGCGGACGAGGCGGCGUUCGCGCGCAGCGUGGACGCGCGCUUCGCGGCGCUGGAUGCCAACGGCGACGGCGUGCUGUCCCGUGCCGAGCUCCGCCGCGCGCUCGAGUCGUUCCGCCUCCUCGACGGCGCCGGCUUCGGGUCCGCCCGGCCGGCGCCGCUCCCCGCCGAGGUCGCCGCGCUCUACGACGCCGUCUUCGAGCAGUUCGACGCCGACCACAGCGGCGCCGUCGACCGCGCCGAGUUCCGCGACGAGAUGCGCCGCAUCAUGCUCGCCGUGGCCGAGGGGCUCGGCUCGCAGCCGCUCCAGGUCGCCGUCGACGACGAGGGCGGCAGCUUCCUGCUCGAGGCCGCCGAGCACGAGGCCGCCGCGAUCGCCGCCAAGCUCGACGCGGAGCGCAAGGCGGAGGCCGCCGCAGCUGCUGCCGACGCCGCCGAGUGACGUGCCGCGUGGGGUGGGGCGGUGGCUGACCACCUUGUGCUCUGCGCUCGCUGCUGUACUGCUUCUAGAUGUUGGUGUACUAGUACUAAUACGUGUCAGCCGUUGCGCUGCUACACGUGUACGUGAACAGAAAACCGGCCGGUGGCAGUGCAACCUGCAGGGAAAUGACUACGAGAGUUCUACUAUGUACUGCUUGUGAAAGGAAUAAAACGGCUUCCAAGUCUCGGAUGUAACUUGGCGGCAACUUGUCCACCAUUUACCUCGUCUCUAAAAAUAACCUGUUACCGUUA